GGAAUGCAGACACCGAAGCAUGCAGACUCUAGUGUAGCCAGUGGAGACGGGCAAAUAAAAGGAGGGGAAAAGGGAUAAACAGCUCCAACGGCUGCCCAAGAAGAGCGGCGAAAAAUAAAACCAGCAGGUAGACGUUGUCGCAUUCCAUGACAGUGACUGGGCGGACCUAAACUGUAUCACACCGGCCCGUAGAGCUAAUUUAACACAUGAGCAAGAAGAAAUACUGGCAAAUGUCAAUAAUAGGAGUCAAGCGAGCGGCUUGUGAGGGAUCAGAGCUCUGAGACUGGCUGGCGGAGCUCUGUUAAGACGCACAAGCGGAUUAGGACUCGCGAGCAGGUGCCUUUGUUGGCUCGCGCCGUUGCCAGUGGAGACCCGCAGUAGCCCGACGCGCUUCUUUAACAUUAAUGCCUCCAAAUGAGCGUCUCUUCAGCAAACGGGGAAUAAAACGCACUUGACAGUUCUAGGAGUUUUUUAACCAAUGCGAGUUCCGGCACCAUGUUCUACGGUUCCUCAUCUGCCAGCAUGUCUCUGCCAUCCAAAAACCGUCUGAAGCGUCAGAGUCGCACUUUUACCCAGGUUCUGUACCGGACACUAAGUUAUCGGGAUCGUCGUUCUGUGACCGACCUACCUGAGCAGGUACGGGACGAUCCAGCUGAGCUUUCCACCCAGUCAUCUGCACCAGGUGUACUGAAGAUAUUUGGUGAUGAAAUCAGCGCCGGCGCUAACUACAAAAGCGUUCUCGCCACACCUCGUUCCAGUGCCCAAGAGCUGAUCAAAGAGGCGCUUGAGCGCUAUUCUCUAAACAAGGCCUCGGCCUGUUGCUAUGUGUUAUGUGACGUGAUUGGACGGUUUGAGGGCCCAGAUCGACGGUGGCGCACUGAGUGCCUUCGGGCGCUAGGAAACAACGAGAAACCCCUCCUCUUGCAGGACCUCUGGAAGCCAAAGGAUGGUUACUCUCGCCGCUUUGAGCUCAGGCGAAGAGCUGAAGUUGAGGAGCUGGCAGCAAAAGAGAAGGACACAGUCACUGCAGGGACCCACACAAACUCCCCUGUGCUAUCUUCAACCUUGAGUAGAAGUGGGCAUGGUAGAUGCCAUCGGAGCUCCCCCCGGGGCUGGCGUUUGAUGCAGCCCUGUACAACUAUUGUUAAAGAUAUCAAUGCUCAAGCAAGGAAGCUACAAAGAAAUCGUGCUAAAGGAACAAUGACACUCCAGCACGGCUCCUCAUUUUGCCGCAGCCUUAGUGAAACCAGCCUUAACUUGGUGGGUCUGCCUGGUGAGGAACCUAAACGGUACUACUCCACCCUCCCAGGGCCAAUCAGAACACGCUCAGCACGAGACGCUGAGACCCGUAAAGAACGAGAUGGGGGCGGAGUUAAACACUCUCUCUACCAAUCACCACACUUGCUGCUCCUUCAAGGGUACAACCAACAGGAUUGCCUGGUUUACCUGUUGAACCGAGAGCAACACACAGUUGGUCAGGAAACAGCAUCAGCACGGCCAAAUAUCUGCCUGUCAUCUCCGGAUGUGCUUCCACUUCACUGCCGAAUACGUCGUGCACCACAACGGCGCUCUUCCUCGGACCAGCGAUUACUUCUGGAGCCUGUCGCUCACGGCAAUGUACUGGUUAACUUCAUGCGUAUUGAGCGGCCCACUCCACUACGUCAUGGGGAUUUGCUGUCCUUUGGUGCUCAUUACAUCUUCCUGUACAAAGACCCACUAAGUGCGAAACCUCUUCCUGCCCAAACUCUCACUCGACUUCGGGCGCUGGCAAGACUAUGCGAUAGCGAGUCAGGGAAUGUGCCUGAGAAAGGGGACGCAUGUCGUAUGUGUGGGGCUGUAGUACAUGAACCGGUGGCAUCUCGGCGCAGCUCUAAGGCUCCUGCACGAGGUGCACAGAAACGAAAGCUCGCACUGGAAUUUGAGCGGGCUCACGAGGAUGCGCUGGUGAACCGGGUGCUGACACUUAUUGAGCCGAGCGGAGAUGACCACAAGCUGACACCAGCAUAUUUGCUUUGUCUUUGCAUCAAGCACUCAGCGAAUACAUUUCCACCUGGCAGCUUCGGUAAACUAUUGCUGAAAAUUGCCAAGAGGAUUCAGACCAUAGCAUGGGAGAAGACAAAGGAGUUGGCACAGAAGCAAGCUCAGCAUCAAGAUCCUGCCUCGCUGUCUCUGCUCAGCAUCUCAGACCUAGUACCUGAUCUCCAGUUCAUUUUCUUCUGGAUGUCCAAUGCCAUCGAAAUACUGUAUUUUAUCCAGCAGAAAUCACCUGCGUACAUGCAGACUAUUGAGCUCAUGGAUGAUAAAGUGGGAUCUAAAGAAUCUCUCCUCUCAGCAACAAUAUCAGCAAACGAAGAAGCUAUGACCAUACUAGAGGAAGUGAUCAUGUACACCUUUCAGCAGUGUGUUUACUACAUCACUAAGACCUUGUACGUUGUGUUGCCAGGGCUGUUAGACUGUAACCCAUUUGGGACGGAGUCUGCAUCAGAGCAGUGCCGGCGGGCUGUUGGAGUGUGUGUGUGUGCUGUGUGUGUGAUGCCAGAGGCGGUUCGGAGGGUGGUGAGUGUGUUUCAGACUACUUCAGACCUGCUGCAACAGUACCAGGUCCAUUCAGAGAUUCAGAGUCAAAUGUUUGCCUACCUCUUCUUCUUCACCAAUGUCUCACUCUUCAAUCAACUCAUCGAUAAAGGCCCCACGCGUGGCUGGUUUCAGCGUUCACGGGUCCUGCAGAUCCAGGCUAGUGUGAAGAUGCUACUGGACUGGGCUAAAGGAGCGGGGCACAGUCAUCUCGGCCAGAAAUUCUUUGCCAAGUUCUGUAGCGCUGUGAGCAUCCUGGCCACACCCCCACAACAGCUUUCACAGAUGAGUUGGAAAGCUCUGUGUGCAGAGCAUCCAUCUCUGAAGCCUGUGCAGCUACACAGAAUCCUCACACAGUACCAGCUCAUGGCAGAGCUCGGUCCUCUACCAAUCUGGCAACCGAGCAGUGAAGAUGAGGCAUAUAUCUACAGAACAGUUGAUCUGCUAGAGAGUUUUGAGAACCACCCUCCUAUUGUGCUGCCGAGUGCUGGAUUCAAGGUGGACCUGGAGAGUGACAGUGUGGAGGACAGUAUAUACCGCCAACUACUUUACGUUCGUCAUUUCCUUUGGGGUCUUCGCUCUAAGACCCAUCCUUCUAAUGGCUGUGCAGACCGUCAGGAUUCCCAGCGUGAGCCUCCUCAGCCUCACUCCAGUCCACAUCCAGCACCUCCUUUACGUGGGGAGGGAGAGGGGGAGGUGCGUGGCUCCUCUGCGGGUCUCGGAGGAAGAGGAGAGGGAGCUGGAGCCGAGGAACGACCCAGAGACAAGCCGCCACAUAGCAUUCACUCCAGAAACGGGACCAGCAUCCGUUACGCCAACCAAACCCAAGCGACAGAUUCUUCCUGUAUACUGACUCCACCUAAUACGCCCCUCUAUCCGGAACACACGUAUAUACACUCCAACGCACAGUCCAAUCCAGCCCACUACCCUGAGCAUGCUUCACAAGAGCACACACAUACACACUCUCACACAAAGUCCAAUGGUUGCAUGCGUUCAACUCCAGAGCACAAGAAAAUCAAUGGCUUCAUCAGCAAUGGCAUUGAAGGCCCUUUGAGUGGUUGUGGUUUUCCUUUCCCUGUCCCUGUCUCUCAUCUGGCCCCAAACUCUGAUGAUAUCUGUUCCGUCUUUGUAGUGGACCUGGAUAAAGGACCUUACGGCCUGGGAAUGGGACUUAUCGAUGGGCUUCAUACCCCUCUGAACUCUCCUGGAAUCUACAUCAGGACACUGAUUCCAGAUGGACCAGCUGCUGCAGAUGGGCGACUUUGCAUUGGUGACAGAAUCCUGGCAGUGAAUGGGACCAGUCUCAUUGGAGCUGACUACCAGAGUGCUGUGGAUUUGAUUCGUCUGGGGGGAGGACGGCUCCGGUUUCUUGUCGCCAAAUCAGAUCUUGAAGUAUCAGAGAAGAUCAGUGCCUCUUCCUGCUGAGAGAGAGGCUGCAAGUGUUACCCUCUACCUAGACGAAAUAUGAGGAGGACAGCGAUUCCUCCUUUCCGAGACUGGAGAACAAGCACACUAUAGGACCUCUCAGCGACUAUAACUCAGCCCUGUACAAUACUGCACUCUUUCUCAUUUAGAAGGACAGUUUGACAUCUCUGUCUUUCUUUACCUCUUAGCCAAUCUGGUUUUGUUUCUUGAAUGUCAAGGAAUAUUGAAGGGAAAGGGAUUUGUGCACAUAAUCAGGCUGAUACUGUAAAAUCUAAUUAAUAUUCACAUGAACGGAAACAUGAAAUGGGGCGAAAGUGGGGUUUUAAAGUGGUUCAUUUGUUUUAUAAAACAUACAAACAAUAAAGAAAACAAUAAAAAACAGAAACAUUUAGCCAAUAGCCUCGCUAAGAGGCACAAUGUGACCGUGGACCACAAAACCAGUCUUAAGUCGCUGGGGUAUAUUUGUAGCAAUAGCCAAAAAUACAUUGUAUGGGUCAAAAUUAUCCAUUUUUCUUUUAUGUCAAAAAUCAUUAGGAUAUUAAGUAAAGAUCAUGUUCCAUGAAGAUAUUUUGUAAAUUUCUUGCUGUAAAUGUAUCAAAACUUAAUUUUUGAUUAGUAAUAUGCAUUGCUAAGAACUUCAUUUGGACAACUUUAAAAGCGAUUUUCUUAAUAUUUAGAUUUUUUUGCACCCUCAGAUUCCAGAUUUUCAAAUAGUUGUAUCUCAGCCAAAUAUUGUCCGAUCCUAACAAACCACAUCAAUGGAAAGCAUAUUUAUUCAGCUUUCAGAUUAUGUAUAAAUCAAAAUUUUGAAAAAUUGACACUUAAGACUGGUUUUGUCGUCCAGGGUCACAAAUGAGUCUUUAUCUUAUCCUUAAUGGUUGAUAAAAAGAUCUGAGACGAAUCUCUUCUUUUUCAUUAAUAAAAGCUUCUCUCUUUCAAAUUGAUAGUAAACAAAACGUUGGCUCAAAUACUUGAUGGUUUCCCCAUUGAACAUUAUAUAUGCUGAACAACUGCACUUCAAGAGCCUCAUUUCAUGGUGCAACUUUCUUCCUCUCUGCAUAAAUAUUUUAACAAAAUUCUCAGUUUGCUAUGUUAGCAGUAUUUGCAACGACUUUAAGCUCACUAACUCAAAAACUGCAUAUAUAUAUACACAUAUAUAUACAAGCAUAUCAUUUUCAAAAUGAUAAAAUGUUAAUAUAGGAUAUAUAAUUCAUAAGCUGUUUUGUUUAUAUUUGAGAGGACGUGACUGCACAAGUUUUUGAAUACAAAAAAAAAAAAAAAAAGUUUAUUUUUUCCAUUAUUUCAUGUUUGUACUAAAUCUGUAUUGCAGUAUUUCAUAAAUGCAUUUUUUUCGCAGUUGUACUUGUAUUUGGAAGAUUUAUAAUGUAAUAUACCUUGCUAUUAAAUCGAACGUUGAGAAGUCAAACUACACUUGAGUAUCAUGGUCUUAGUAUUUAAAAGCGCUGGCUUCAACAUUGUCCAGGAGAGGACGCCAGAACACUGCAGAUGUUUUGGACCAAACGGUAACUGAAUCGCUUCUACUA
Messenger RNA from Onychostoma macrolepis, 5543 nucleotides. RefSeq names its product Ras association and DIL domains (gene radil). Gene Ontology annotation, cellular component: microtubule. Gene Ontology annotation, molecular function: GTPase binding. The transcript is spliced from 17 exons. Gene Ontology annotation, biological process: signal transduction; substrate adhesion-dependent cell spreading; neural crest cell migration. NCBI's taxonomy places the organism in Eukaryota, Metazoa, Chordata, Actinopteri, Cypriniformes, Cyprinidae. The record is from RefSeq and is a predicted model, not a curated record. The coding region runs from base 496 to 3999 and encodes 1167 amino acids.